GAUCUUUAUGCCAAAGCUAUGCCCAAAUUAGAAAAAGCUGUUGAGCAUGGUAGAGAGGGCUGUGAGUUUCUCCAAAACCCCCCUGCUGGAUUUUAUCCAAGGCUUGGUGUGAUAGGUUUUGCUGGAAUUGUUGGAUUGUUUCUUGCUAGAGGCUCAAAAAUAAAGAAGUUGGUGUAUCCUGCAAGUCUCAUGGGUGUUGGUGCCUCCAUGUACUACCCUCAGCAAGCAGUUGCUAUUGCCAAGGUUGCUGGUACACAGCUGUAUGACUGGAGUCUUCAGGGAUAUAUUGCUGUAGAAUCCCUUUGGAAGGAUAAUUCUAAGAAGAAGAAAUCUGGGAAAAAAAGUGAUAAGGGUGAUGCAGAUGGUGACAAGCCCCUGGAAGUCCAUGCCGCUUCAAGUGAAGAGCGAGCCCAGAAGUAGAACACUAGAUCACUUGGCAUCAAACAGGUGGACAAAGAAUAUAGAUAUGAGCAACAAUUUCCAAAGAAAAAGAGGAAAACCAUCUGAAUCCUUUUUGAUUUUGAAUGUGACUAAUCUGCCUUCUGCCUCAGGAAAGACUGACGGUGUGCUGCUUGGGCUUUUGGUAUGGAAUUUGUGAAAGGACACUACGUAUUUUGGGUCAGCCUUGAGACCUUGUCCUCAGUUCUGCAGUGGGAUUCAAGUCUGCCCGUGCUUGUCCCAUUGCAGGAUCAGCAUUGCAAGUAGCAAGUCUCAAAAUUCCUCAAUCUCAUGUUAUUUAUACAUAAAAUAAAAUUCCAGUUACACAAAA
Molecule: messenger RNA, 769 nt
Organism: Phaethon lepturus (White-tailed tropicbird)
Lineage: Eukaryota; Metazoa; Chordata; Aves; Phaethontiformes; Phaethontidae
Gene: APOO
Product: apolipoprotein O
Exons: 6
Biological process (GO): cristae formation
Cellular component (GO): MICOS complex
Source: RefSeq, a predicted model, not a curated record